Messenger RNA from Xiphophorus maculatus (southern platyfish), 3081 nucleotides. RefSeq lists its product as uncharacterized. The record is from RefSeq and is a predicted model, not a curated record. The coding region runs from base 250 to 1509 and encodes 419 amino acids. Lineage: Eukaryota; Metazoa; Chordata; Actinopteri; Cyprinodontiformes; Poeciliidae. The transcript is spliced from 4 exons.
UAAAUCCCAAGGAAGCUGGUGCUCACAGGCGCAGCUGGACUUCUGGAUAACUGGACUGCAGCCCACUGGAAUAUUUAGCCAAAAAGGAGAUCAGAUAAACUGCGUUUGUCGUCUGGUUAAAAGCUCCAGAACAGGCAUUAGCAGUAAAGAGGCCAUUUUAUCAGCUAAGUUAAGGAGCAACACCCUUUUUUCACCAGCCUAGUUGUCAGUGUGGCAGGGUGUGCCUCUUCCCUGUAACAUGAGAGCCACAUGACCAAUAGGAAGACAAACAGGCUGGAGUUUCGAUUUCUUCCGCAAACUUUACGAGGACCGUUUGUGAGACACCAGCCAACGAUGGCGAAUCCGUUACAGAAGCUUGUGUCGGAGAGGAAGGACAUGGUGGAGACGGUGAUGGAGGUGUUCGAACAGGGAGCCGAAGUGGUGGCCAGCAUCGCCGGAGACCUCUUCCCCGUGUUUUCCAUCGCCGCUCCCAUUGUCAAGCUGGCUCUGGACAACGUGGAGAGCAAAGAGGCGGCCUUCAUGAAGGAGCAGUUCCAGAAGGUCAGAGACCGUCUGGAGGUGGCCUCCGAGGAGCUGCAGCGGAUCAACGAUGAGAUCAAGAAGAGCGGGGUGGAUACUGCCUACUUCUCUGUGGAGGAAAACAUCACCAACCAGUUCAGGAAGUACAUGGACAUCCUCAACGCCAAGCCGAAGUUCAGAGAGGUGAAGAAGAAGCUUUUCCUGGAUCAUUUUGCCAAAACCGGUGGAGAAAAGAACCUUUACAUCCUCUACAAUGCUGUGACCGGAGAAACUUUGUCCGGGGAGCCAAUCCUUGAGAUCAUCCAGAACUACGAGGAGAAAAGCCGCCGACCGAUGGAGGACUUUUGUGCUCGACUGAAGAACCUCUUCUGCUUGGGGCUCAUUGCGCUUUUGGGGCACACUGCCCUGAAAGGCUACGACGAAGAUGAGGCUCUUCUGAAAGAGUGGAGGGAAAAUAUGAACAACGUCCAAGCCAAAAUGAACGCCGUCAUCGAAGACUGCAUCGUUAGCUUCCCUAAGCAGGCCGAACAAGACUCCCACCGCCUGGUGAGAGACCAGGAGGGCUUAGACAACCAGCAGCUAGCCGACGCCAUCAUCGAGAAGCUAAAGAAGAAGUACGACUGGGUGGGCUGGUCUGUGCGCGUCUUCAAGUCUCCCACUGGCCUGUUCACCAACAAGAAGGACUACCACUGCGCCACCGGGAAGAGCCGCUUCCAGGUUCCCACGUCGGACGAGAAACUGAACAUCUGGGUGUCGUUCAGCUCCUCGCCUGAACCCGUGGAUAAGAGCCACAUCCAGCAGCUGAUCCAGAGUCAGAAGAAGCUCACCGUGGUGGGUGUAGCCGAGUUACUGUUCGAGAAGCUGCCGGGCGGCUGCGUCGUCCACACCAUUAAAACCAGUAAAGACCUGGGCUGCUCCUGGAGCUUCGAGGACGACCUGCACUACUGGGAGGAGCACAAGAACUUCUACGUCUGCGUUCAUUCAGCCUGAAGAUUUAGAGAAAACUCUGUUUGCACAAAUUAUAGCACCAUGCUGCUCCGCUGUCCUCUGACCUUACAAAUGUUCCUCAGAAUGGGCCUUUAGAUACUAUAAAGUUGAGAGUGUUGAUGAGGUAUAAGUAUCUUAUGUGCAGGUGGGAUCUGAGCGAAGCUAACAGCUAUCAGAGCAAAGCCAUUCAACAAGGGAGACAUUAAAGACUCAAAUUUCCAAAGAUUUAUGUGAUUUAACCAACUGCAUCCAUGUUGCCAUGUAACUGCAGCUUUUCCAACCUCAAAACAAAAAUAAAACGGUAAAACUAAGCACAUGUAUUUAUCCAUAUUAAUUUGCUUUGUUCAACAGAAGAAGUGGUCAGAAAAAGCUGCAGAGCAACAAGGACGUUGAGUUAAUAAAUUAAUAAAUUACACAAUCAUCUUUUGCAAGAGCAUAUUUUCAGAGCAACUUCAAUUUGAUUGUUUUUGUCAGUUUUUAUUGGCCUGCUGUGUUUAUGUGUAGCUGUUAGCAUUACUCACCGACUGAUGUCCUGGAAACAAGUUAGUACUCUAAAAAAAUCUUUUAGAAAAUGUUUUAUUCCUUUCUUUUGCAUCUUCAACUGUGUAAAAAAACAUCUCCUGCCUUUUUUCAGAACAAAUUAUUGAGAUAAACUCUGAUGUGAGUUUCACAACAAUAUUCCUCUUCUUCUGAAGAUUUUGGCAGGAUUUAAUGUUUCAACCUGGACAUGUUUUUAUUAGAAAGAGAAAAUUGUUAUGGAUGUUCUGGAGCUGAUGAAGCUGAGCUCACCCUAAUGGGCCGUUUGUAUCAAAACCACGGGAAAAACUAGAAACCUCCGUUUGAUUUCACUUUUAGUUCUUAUUUGGCCUAAAGAAAAUGACACAAUGUUUCUUUUUCUGUCAGCUUUAAUCAGCACUGAUGCUGCUGCAGCGUUUGUCAGCUUUCAGUGUCGUCAAACAUCUCCAAGCUUCUUCCUGCUCUGACGUCUCGCUUUUUUGUGCAGCUGAAAUUCACUUUUGAAAGGUUUAGUUGAUCGUUUGACUCAUUUUGGGUUUUGGGGAUUUAGUUUUUAUUCAAAUGUUUCUAAUCUGACAUUCAUGUUCACACUACCUGCUGACAAUGCAGUCAUAUUCAAUAGAUUAUAAACUGCUUAAAAGGAUCAAACAUACUUUUUAUUAAUUAAGCCCACAUUUCUGUUUCAAAAUGUUUUUUUCCAUCCAUUCCCCUAAAUGUUUUUUUAACCAUCUGUAAAUAGAAAAUCAUGAUAAUUAACAGAAGGUUUAAAAAUAUCAGUCUGUGUAAAAUUUAUCCAUAUGAUGUGUCUCACAUUUUGUGAAUUUAUUAAUAAAACUAAUGUACUUUAAAAAAUAUUCAGAUUUAUUGAAUGUGAUUGUAUAAUGCACUGACUGGUCAUAGUUGUGGGUUUUCUGCUCUUUUGUCAGCAUUAUGUUUCUUCUUGUUCAACUUUUUAAAAAAAAACUCAAUAACACAUUUUGUGACUUUUUCUUUUUACACUUUCUAUUGCAAUGGUUCCCUGUCACCAACAAAAUAAAUAAAUCUUGAUUUAAUGCAUGA